GUGACUCACUUUAAUGGAUUCGCUUCAGACAAGAGAAACCUGUAAUUUCUCUUAGGCAUGCUUGACAGACCCACUGUGGGGUGAAUCACAGCCUCACACAAGCCUCGAGGCUGUGGGCUGCUUCGCAGUGGCCAGAUUGGCUUCUCCCUACCAGCAGUUGCUUCUCACUCGGGCCUCCGGGACUCCCUUUCCAAGAGAUAGCGAUGGGUCACUAUCAGUGAAGGGGACUGGAGAGUUUCGGUGUGGCCACGUGAUGGUGGGGCACCAAGGUCCGCAGUUCAGUGCUGACUUUCCUGCCAGGUGACAGUCGGCUUCUGGGCUGCCAGACCUACUUCUUGGAUGCGUUAAAAAUCCUCAUGUGUGAAAAUGAAGCCCCCGGUCACCAUCGUUUGCUGUUUAGUGCUUUUCCUGACUGUGGAAUGUUCUCAAUUCAAAUCCAAGACUCACAGAAAGGAUAGAAAUGAACUUCAGAUGUCUUCAUGGAAGCAUAAGUUGAGUCGGAUGCAAGUUUCAGAUAAAUGUGAUGGAUUUUGCACCCCACCUUCCAACUGUAGCCAGAGCUGUCCUUUGGAUUUCCGUGGAGAAAUAGUAUUCACAUGUAAUCAAGACAAAUGGCAGAAAACAAUAGAAACGUGUACAAGUCUCUCUGUGGAUACCCUGUUUCAGGGCCCAAAUACUGCAGCCAGUCUUUCUGUGGCAUCGUCUUCUGUUUUCCCCAUGAACUUAAUAGGUAGCAAGCUACCACCAGUCCGUAUUGGAAAUGUAUUUCAAGGAAUCCACAAGUACUGCCCUGUGGACUACGUCUGCAUAGUUGAUGCUGUGAAAUCCUCUGAAGUUACCUCUGGAAAUAUUGCAUUCGUAGUAGAGUUAUUAAAAAAUAUUUCUGCAGGCUUGCAAACCUAUAAUGGACCACAUGGUAAUGUGACUCGUGAGAAAAUGAAGAACUAUGGAAAAAUGGCCAACCACAUCCUUAGCAAGGCUGCCAUUUCAAAUUGGGCUUUCAUUCCCAAUAAAAAUGCCAGCUCAGAUUUGUUGCAGUCAGUGAACUCCUUUGCCAAGAAACUCCAAGUCCAGGGUGAAUCCGAGAGCAUUGUCAAUGAACUCUUCAUUCAGACCAAAGGUGCUCGCAUCCAUCACAACACCUCCAAGAACAGUUUCAACCUCUCCAUGCCUAUGGACAAUGACACAGAAGAUGUCUUAGUGCUGAUAGAAAUUCCCAGACAAGCACUACACAAGCUGCCACCCAACGCCUCCCAAGCCAUUGGCACAGCUUUUCCAACCUUGGGGGCCAUUCUCAAAGAAGUCCAUGGGCCAGACGUGAAUCUCUCAAAGCCCAUAAAUAGUCUCAUCCUGUCGCUGGUUUUGCCAGAAGAUCUGAAAGAAAUCAUGCUCACCUUUGAAAAGAUCAAUAAAUCCCAGAGCACUGUCAGCCACUGUGUUGGCUGGCAUUCGGAGAGGAGGCAGUGGGAUGAGAGCCCAUGUAGAAUGGUGUUGGAUUCCAAGGGCACAGUGAAUUGCCACUGUAACUACAACAGAACUGUGAUGUCCUUUUCCAUUCUCAUGUCAUCCAAGCCUGUAAGGGACAAGGUUCUGAACUAUAUCACUUUCAUUGGGAUCAGUGUCUCCAUCUUUAGCUUGGUGCUCUGCCUGGUUGUCGAAGCCGUGGUUUGGUCCAGGGUGGUUGUGACAGAGAUAUCAUACAUGCGGCACGUGUGCAUCGUGAACAUCGCGGUGUCCCUCCUGACAGCGAACGUGUGGUUCAUCAUUGGCUCCAGUGCGAACGUUCAGGAGGACCACAAGUGGUGUGUGGCUGUGACAUUUUUCAGCCACUUUUUUUUCCUCUCUCUGUUUUUCUGGAUGCUCUUCAAAGGGCUGCUCAUAGUCUAUGGGAUACUCAUUGUUUUCCGAAGGAUGAUGACGUCUCGGAUGAUGGCCAUUGGCUUUGUCGUUGGCUAUGGGUGUCCCCUGGUGAUUGCUGUCAUUACAGUUACCGUCACGGAGAUGGGGGAAGGCUACACCAGAAAAGAUGCCUGCUGGCUUAAUUGGAACCAAACCAAAGCCCUUUUGGCAUUUGCUAUCCCAGCCUUGGCCAUUGUGGCUGUGAAUUUCCUCGUGGUUCUGGCAGUCGCUAUUAACACUCAGAGGCCUUUGAUGGGCAGUUCAAAAUCUCAGGAUAUGGCCAUAAUUAUCAGGAUCAGUAAAAAUGUUGCCAUCCUCACCCCGCUGCUGGGACUAACCUGGGGUUUUGGUCUAGUAACCUUGCUAGAAGGCACACACCUGGUGUUCCAUAUCAUCUUUGCCUUGCUCAAUGCUUUCCAGGGCUUUUUCAUCCUGCUCUUUGGCACAGUUAUGGAUCACAAGAUAAGGGAUGCUCUGAGGAUGAGGGUAUCUUCACUGAAGGGGAAAUCGAGGGCAGCAGAGAAGGCAUCCUUAAGUCCAGCCAACGGAUCCAAAGUACUGAAUCGCUGAGACUAAAAUAUUGCCUAUUUCCCAGAGAAGUCUAGCUUGCUGGGAUGGAGAGAUGUUCCAAGAGAAGGAGGAACAGACAUAUCUGGAGUGAAGUGACAUCCUCUCCCAGCCAGGAGCACUGUCUCAGUUGGCCUCAGUUGGAAAACUAGCCGAGGCUCACAGUGAAUGAGUGGGCUUUUAAAAAGACCGACCUGCUAACACGGAUUUGACAAUGACUGACUUUUUGUUCACCUCAUCAAGAUUCACAAUUCAUCUGCAAGGCAUUGCACAGUCUCCUUGGCGAGCCCAUGGCUGGCAGGCAGUCUCUGGAGUUGUCAGCUUUCACUCCUCAGGAUGCCUUGUGGCUCCGGACCCAGACAUCCACCCACUGAGGUGAUCCUGGGUGUCUGGAGGACUCAGGUCAGAUUCAGUGUCGGUGGUAGGGUUGGAGGUCUAAUAUGAAAGAUACUGUAUCUACUUUGUAGUUUGUCCAUGGUUAGUCUCCCCUAAAUAGGAAAGGAACAUUGGGUGGGCGUUCUGUGUGCUUAUUGUUUUAAUCCUUGAGUAAAACAACCUGACCUGUAGGAUCUUAGCGUCUUCAUUUGUAGAACAGACACAAUGUUCUUACAGGUCUUACUAUUUAUAUGUGUAUGUGUUUAUGACUGUUCCUUUGUAAAGAACUGUAAAUACAGAAAAUUUGGGGUAUUAUUUUAGAAAUAAAAAUACGAUACAUUUACUUUC
This is a messenger RNA of Mesocricetus auratus (golden hamster), 3189 nucleotides long. RefSeq names its product adhesion G protein-coupled receptor F4 (gene Adgrf4). NCBI's taxonomy places the organism in Eukaryota, Metazoa, Chordata, Mammalia, Rodentia, Cricetidae. Gene Ontology annotation, molecular function: G protein-coupled receptor activity. Gene Ontology annotation, cellular component: membrane. The coding region runs from base 367 to 2469 and encodes 700 amino acids. Gene Ontology annotation, biological process: G protein-coupled receptor signaling pathway; cell surface receptor signaling pathway. The transcript has 10 exons. The record is from RefSeq and is a predicted model, not a curated record.